UGAGUUCAGACACCUGAGAUGGCGAACGAUAACUGUGGUGAUAAACAAAUGCAGGCACGCAUUCGGUUGAGAGUAGUAGAGAGGGUGCGUACUUUUGUGAAUGUUCUGUCAAAAUAACAGCAGAGCACAUUGCAGAAUCGGAAAAACCAACGGUUAUUUAAUGGUAGCCGAAGAUCUUCAUAACCGGAUUACGAGGGCUGACAUUCAAUUCGAAGCUCGUUAGUUGUCUUCAGACUCGUUUAUGUGUCGUUAGUGAAAUAAGGAAGACAUGACUGAGCUAAGGAAGAGAGGAGGAGGAGGGGGGGAUCCUGACAAGGAGACAGAUGGAGAGGACAGACUGGGCCUGCCUGGAGAGGCUGGAGGAGAUGGAGACAGUGAGUCUAAAGCAGACACCCCAUGCGUUCCUCCCUCCACAGCAGACCACACUCCACAGUUCCUGAAAGAGGCCGUGGAGGGCCUCAACCCCAGGUGGAAGAACUGCUGUAUACGAGGUGUUCUGUCCAUGGCCAUGAUAUCAGGAUUCUUCAUGAUGAUCUACCUUGGACCUGUCAUGCUCAUAUUAGUGGUGAUGACCAUCCAGAUCAAGUGUUUUCAGGAGAUCAUAGAGAUCGGCUACAGAGUCUACCAUUCCUACGAGCUUCCCUGGUUCAGGACACUCAGCUGGUACUUCCUGAUUUGUGUGAACUACUUCUUCUAUGGUGAGACGUUGGCGGAGUACUUUGGUGCGUUGGUUCAGAGAGAGGAACCGCUCCAGUUCCUGGUCCGAUACCAUAGAUUUAUCUCCUUCGCUCUCUACCUGGCAGGUUUCUGCAUGUUUGUUCUGAGUUUAGUGAAGAAACAUUAUCGCCUGCAGUUUUAUAUGUUUGCGUGGACCCAUGUAACCCUGCUGAUAGUGGUGACUCAGUCUCACCUGGUCAUUCAGAACCUGUUUGAAGGAAUGAUCUGGUUCCUCGUCCCUGUCUCCAUAGUGAUCUGCAAUGACAUCAUGGCCUACCUGUUUGGUUUCUUCUUUGGCAGAACACCACUCAUUAAGCUGUCUCCCAAGAAGACGUGGGAGGGAUUCAUAGGAGGAUUCUUUGGAACCCUGGUCUUUGGAUUCAUACUGGCCUACCUGCUAGCUCAGUUCCGGUACUUUGUCUGUCCCGCGGAAUACAACAGUGAGACCAAUCGUUUCACUGCGGAGUGUGAACCCUCAGACAUCUUCGUGAUGCACGAGUACACAUUGCCCUUCGCUGUCCAGAGCAUCCUCAGAUGGAAAACGGUGAACCUGUACCCAUUCCAGAUCCACAGCGUGGCGCUCUCCACCUUCGGCUCUCUGAUUGGUCCCUUUGGAGGAUUCUUCGCCAGCGGAUUCAAACGAGCAUUCAAGAUAAAAGACUUUGCAGACACCAUCCCUGGUCACGGGGGCAUCAUGGAUCGCUUCGACUGUCAGUAUCUGAUGGCUACCUUCACUCACGUUUACAUAGCCAGCUUCAUCAGAGGUCCCAACCCCAGCAAGGUGUUACAGCAGCUGUUGGUCCUGCAGCCAGAGCAGCAGCUGACUAUCUUCUACACCAUGAGAGACCGCCUCAGAGACAGGGGAAUACUGCCCCCUGCUGCCACGGAUGCCUUGUAGAACACACAUGCAAGAGGAGGAUAAUGUGUGUGUGUGUGUGUGUGUGUGAGAGAGAGAGGAAGAGUUUGGCUGUGUGUGUGUGCGUGCGCGUGUGUGUGUCUGAGAGAAAUUGUCUUUGGCUGCUUGUGUGUGUGUGGCUUGCACCUUCUUCCAGACACUCAUCUGCCCAGCGUCUGUUUUUUGUUGUUGUUGUUUUUUACCAGUCAUUAAUGUGAACUAAGGUGUUGCUCCCAUCAUCAAGGAGUUACCAAUAACAGCAGCAACAACAACACGUUCAGACUGUCAUAGCUACCACUGGGACCUGCAUGAGUACCUGAGUACCUAACUACACAAACAAACUGACAAACUGCUUCAGCCGACCGUUAUGCUAGCUAGCAGCAUCAGCCGACCGUUAUGCUAGCUAGCAGCAUCAGCCGACCGUUAUGCUACCAAGCUAGCUAGCAGCAGCAUCAACCGACCGUUAUGCUAGCUAGCAGCAUCAGCCGACCGUUAUGCUAUCAAGCUAGCUAGCAGCAGCAUCAACCAACUGUUAUGCUGACAAGCUAGCUAGCUAAAGACUAAAGGCUGCGUUGCUCUGAAGAAACAGAAUGUCUUCCUAAACAAAAUGGAUCCUAACUAAGCACACAGAUGGUUUGUUUCAUAACAUACUGUAGGGGACAGUGGGUGACUGAUGGCUGGCUGGCUGGCUGGCUGGCUUGCUGGCUGGCUGACUGGCGGUUUCCCUGUGGAUGUAUGGAGAAUAUUGCACUGAUUUUAGCUGACCCGAAGAAAGAGACGUGGUAAAGCUUACAAUACCAGGUUACCAGCAUAUCCUGGGUUACUGUCUUGGUGUUGUAUGUGGUUGGAGCAACAGCAGGGUCUUAUUCACUAGACUCCAAACGGAGGAAAACGGACCGAAACAGGGAGGGACCGACCUGAAUUUGUCCAAUAAGAAAAGCCUCUUUUUACUUUCCGUUGCGUAGUGCUACGGUGUGAAUACGACCCAGAGGACAGAAGUGUGUUUUUGUAUAUAAGCUGCUCCAACAUGUUUUCAAGAUACUAAAAUACACUGGACUUGGGCAUGGCCGUUAGUAUGAUCUGUCUAUCAGAGAUAAUGGUCUUCACUUCACUUAAUGUAGAAGUAUUUUUUUUAUGAUACGAUCGAAAAACAUGAAGCAUGUUUCUAAGUUCUAUCGUUCAUUACUGCUAGAAAAAGCCGUUUUUUUCCUAUGAACUAGUUUUAGGUUCUAGAUAUACCUACUGUAGGGAUUGGCAGUUGACCUCGCCCUAUACAUAGAUGGAGCUUGUGCAUUGGCAUGGAUGUAGACACUAAACAAACCCAGUAACUAUAGCAACCAGCACAUGUGCACUUAUGUCCAAUGUAUUACUGUACAUAGAAUACAUCAUAUAUUUAGCUGAACAAAAUACCUAAUAUAAGAUCUGUGACUUGUCAAAAGAUACUAUUAUAUGAUAGUCAUAUUUUCAAACAAAACUAUUCAAUGGGGUGUUAAUAAUCAUUUGUAGCAAUAGCAUGAACAAGCUAUGGGGUUGAAUAGGUAGCUAGCUGGGGGAUAAGGAUAGAUAGAUAGAUAGAUAGAUAGAUAGAUAGAUAGAAGCUAUGGGGUUGAAUAGGUAGCUAGCUGGGGGAUAAGGAUAGAUAGAUAGACAGAUACCUAUAUAUACUUACACUGAGUGUAUAAAACAUUAGGAACACCUUCCUAAUAUUG
Molecule: messenger RNA, 3321 nt
Organism: Coregonus clupeaformis (lake whitefish)
Lineage: Eukaryota; Metazoa; Chordata; Actinopteri; Salmoniformes; Salmonidae
Product: phosphatidate cytidylyltransferase 1
Exons: 13
Coding region: 269-1615 (448 amino acids)
Cellular component (GO): endoplasmic reticulum membrane
Molecular function (GO): phosphatidate cytidylyltransferase activity
Source: RefSeq, a predicted model, not a curated record